AUGGAGAGUGGACAGAGAGUGUCCCGCAAAGGCCGAAAGUUGGGCUCCAGCCGCCGGCGACAGACUCGGGAGCCAGCCGAUGGCGAGGAUGCGCCUGUGGUCCCAGAGCCAGACUCCUGGUCUUCUCAGACAGCUGCAGAACUGCAGGGCUUCUUCCAGGACUGUGGUGCCAUGGAGAGGGGCUUCAUCACCCGCAAUGACCUGGCGAUGGCCAAGUUCAGCUUCCUGAGCAGCGAGGAGGAGCCAGAGAUGAUCUUUGACUGGGUGGACACGGAGCGGAAGGGACAUCUCUCCCUGGAAGAAUUCAGCACUGGGCUCAGGAACAUCUUUGGCUCCAACCCCAGUACCCACAGGCUUCGCAGAAGGAAGCCAACCUCCUCCAAGCGAGGAUCCAUGACCACCAGCCUCCCAGUGCUGGAGGAGGCCAAUCUCCAGGAGAAGGAACAGUUCUUUGCCUUCAUGGAGCAGCUGGGGCCCAGCCACUUACUCCCUGAGCAGGCAGAGAUCUGGCAGCUCUGGGGGAAGCUGCGGCAGGAGGAGCCCCAGCAGGCUGGCAACCUGGAGGGCUUUCUGGCCAAGAUGAACAGCCGCCUGCAGGAGGUGCGGGCCGACAAGGAGGUUCUGGAGCUGACAUUGAGGAAGCGGGAUGCCGACCACCAGCGCGAGGUCCAGCAGCUUUAUGAGGAGAUGGAGCAGCAGAUCAGUCAAGAGAAGCAGCAACUGCAGGCUGAGAGCCACUCGCGGAGCCUGGCCCUCGACUCCCAGAUGCAAGAGGCCCUGGAGGCCAAGGAACGUGAGGUGCAGCAGCUGGCUGAGGGCCAGAGGGAGCUGGAGGCCCAGCUCCACAGCCUCAGCAGCACAAACCUGGAGGCCAACUCCGAGAAUCAGCAGCUUCGAGAGGCUGAGCGGGACCUGGUGGGGCAGCUGGAGGAAGUGCAAGGGCAGUUGCGGGAGACCAGGGGGCACCUGCGUGCCGCCAGGGGACUUGUGUCCUGGGACACGGAAGAGGAACCGAGCAUCCCCAGAGCAGGUGAGAAGGCUCUGGACCCUCAGACAGUCUCCCCUGAGGAGGCCCCUCUGCCAGGGCUGUUUGGGGACAACGAUGAUUGGGACCAUCUCCUGAGCAGAUUCAGCAGCCCCCCACACAGAGGCCUGCAGAUCUCCUGGAGCCCACCCCCAACCCCGAGUUCCUACUCAGGCCCUCAAACGCCCCGAGUGGUCAGGCAGAUCUCCAUCUCAGAGCCACAGUUUUUGUUUAGUCAGGAGCCAUCCUCAGAUCCAGAUGGGGCUCCAGGGAGCCUCCCCAGGGUGCCUUCCAGAGCCAACAGAGGGAAAGGAGUGGACCCAGAUGGGCAGGACACCCGCCUAGAACAGCCUGUUGAGCCUCACAGUCUGGAACCUAAGGAGGAAUCAGGGUUUGGUACUGAGACCCACUUCCGCUGGGGUCUCCCUGGGGCCCCAAAUGAGGAGUCAGGCGGCCUGGUGGCAGCAGCACUCAAAGUGCUUGUUCCUUUGGAGGAGGGGCACCCUCCCCAUGUGAACCCAACUGGGCCCAGAGAACAUCUCCAGGCCUCAAACCCAGAUGACAAGGGCCUUAGCCCUGGGCCUAUCCCUGCCAAACCACCCAGACAAAGAGAGGCCCUCUAUCAGGACCCACACACUGCUGGCUCUGAGCCAGGGCUGGGGUCCCCAGGAGCCCGAGCUCUCACACCAGGGCUGGCUGAGCCCUCCCAGGGUCCCACAGAGAGAUCCAAGCAGCACAAGCCAGGUCCAGAUGUGCUGGCGGCCCACCCUGAGGGAAUAAGAGAAGCUCAUGGCCAGAUCCUCAGGCCAGAUGGGCUGGCAGCCCUCCCCAGCCAGGGUCUGGAAAAGAAGCCCAGGGCUGAGAGGAAAGGAGUGGAUGGGGGAGGGCCGGGUCUCAGUUUAGAGCAGGCAGGAGAGACUUCUGGCCUGAGAACUGGGCAUCUAGAACGCCCCCAGCAAGAUGCCAUGGCUGCUCCUCCCCCAUCUGAUGCACCACAGACUCAGGCUGAAGCUGAAAGCCCUGCUCCUGGAAAAUCUUCACCCCUCAGGAGCCCUCCCCCCAAAAGGGCCCAGCCUGAAGAUGGAGCAGGUCCCUUGGCAUCCACAGAUAACCUCCCCACUGUGGCCAAGCUGAAAGCCCAGCCAAGAUCCCCACCUACAACUUCUCACAGAGAAGGAGAACAAGGUUCCCCUCAAUCCAGAGAGCAAGGGGCAGAGAACAGGCCUGAAGACCCAGGAACAGACUCUGGAAAGACUGAGCCGACCCCAUCCCCAGAAACCCUCACAGCCAGUAAGCCUCCGGCCGACCCUGAUUACGUCUUCCACGUCAUCUUCCUGGGAGACUCGAAUGUGGGCAAAACAUCCUUCCUGCACCUGCUGCACCAGAACUCUUUCGCCACUGGUCUGACAGCUACUGUAGGAGUGGAUUUUCGAGUCAAAACUUUGCUGGUGGACAACAAGUGCUUUGCACUGCAGCUCUGGGACACAGCUGGCCAGGAGAGGUAUCACAGUGUGACCCGGCAGCUGUUCCAUAAGGCUGAUGGCGUGGUGCUCAUGUACGACGUCACCUCCCAGGAGAGCUUUGCCCAUGUGCGCUAUUGGCUGGACUGCCUGCAGGAUGCAGGGUCUGAAGGGGUGGUCAUCCUCCUCCUGGGAAACAAGACAGACUGUGAAGAGGCACGGCAGGUGCCCACUAAAGCAGGACAGCAACUGGCGCAGGAGCUGGGUGUCUCCUUUGCAGAGUGCAGUGCUGCCCUGGGUCACAACAUCCUGGAGCCCAUGAUGAACCUGGCCCGAGGCCUAGCAGGCACCAACACCUCUGCCCUGUGGGCCAGUGAGCUAAUGAGGCAGUCCCGGGAACGAGACUGA
Molecule: messenger RNA, 2892 nt
Organism: Talpa occidentalis (Iberian mole)
Lineage: Eukaryota; Metazoa; Chordata; Mammalia; Eulipotyphla; Talpidae
Gene: RAB44
Product: RAB44, member RAS oncogene family
Exons: 14
Coding region: 1-2892 (963 amino acids)
Molecular function (GO): calcium ion binding; GTPase activity; GTP binding
Source: RefSeq, a predicted model, not a curated record